Molecule: messenger RNA, 879 nt
Organism: Physeter macrocephalus (sperm whale)
Lineage: Eukaryota; Metazoa; Chordata; Mammalia; Artiodactyla; Physeteridae
Product: protein enabled-like
Exons: 3
Coding region: 1-879 (292 amino acids)
Source: RefSeq, a predicted model, not a curated record
AUGUUAGAAAUGAGCCUGCAAGGGAGGCGGCGGCUAGGCGGCCUGCAGGGAGCAGCCGAGAGCCGGCCGGGCGCGCAGAGCCCGAGCCCCAGCCAGAGCGGGGCGGGGGAGGGAGGAGCCAAGAGCGGCCGCCGCCUCUGCCGGAGGAGCCGCGGGGCCGCCACACUCGCCCCCCGCCCCCCCGCGCUCACUCGCACUCACACCCGGGCGCAGGAGGCGGGCGGCCCGGGCCCCACCGGCCCCCCAUGGACGCCCCCGGCACGGGGCGCUGAGACCCCCGCGUCGCUGCCCAGCCCGGUCCAGCGCGCCACGCCGAGGGACCUCCGGACAGGACAAGAUUCCGAAGCUACUCCCCCAGCCCAGGACCCCCCCCACAGACCCGGCUUUCCCCCCAACCCCACUGCCUGCCACUCCCUGGCCCCUCUCACCGCCCGCCCCCCUUGGGGCGCAGGGCAUGGUGUGAAAGGCCAAGUGCUGAGGCGGGCACCAUGGGUGCUGGGCCCUAGGGCCUGGGUGGCGGGGGGUGGGUGGCCUGUGGGCGUGCCGGGGGGGCCAGCGUGCCCACCCCAGUCUCUUGGCGUGCUGGAGGGCAUCCUGGAUGGAAUUAAAGUGAAUGGAACAGAAGCCAAGCAAGGUGGAGUGUGGGUCAGACCCAGAGGAGAACAGGUAAUGGGUCUGGCAACUAGGUCGUGCCAACUCCUAGGCAACAGGAAGGGUCACCUGGCUGGGCCCGAGAGAGUGGAGCUUGGGCCUUUUAAGCACCUCUGGGGGGAUGGGCAUGAUGCCAGCAAGCCUGCUGCCUACCUUUGCUCAGGAGAUGAGGUCCUGUUCCCAUGCGGCAGGGAAUUAGGCACCUCAAUGGAAAGAUGCCCAUUUUGA